AAAAAUCCGCACCACCCACCCGCCCCUACUCCAGAAAAGCAAUGGAGGACAACCAAAUGAUUUUUUUUUUCCGGCCUUAUAUAAAAUUGGGCUUUAUAGUAUGAUAAAUAAAGAUUCAUUUGGCAAAAUUAGUUAAUUUUGUAGGGCCUACCAUCACCUAAAAUAGGUUAUUAUUAAAUAAUGAUAAAAAUGACCUUCACUUCAAAUUUCAUUUAUGUUAACCAGUGGGUCGAGAGAGUUUGAACAUAGACUAUGGUUUGAAGCAGUGAGGAGGCCAUGAUUGUGAGGGGCCGAGCUGAUAAGGUAGCCUAUCUAAUAUGACUGAAGUUGUCGCAUAAUUUUAGCCAAGAUUUGAAGGAGCGUACUAAUUAUGAUAACAUUCGUGUUAGCCGCAGAUACAUGUUGCUUCCUGACUAAGUGGUUAUGUUGAUCAAACUUGGUGGGCCAGCCUUGGGUCGCUUAAGAUGAGCACAGCAACCUCCAACAAGGAGCCCAAGGUGAACACCUUCAUCAGCUCCGCAGCAGUCAUCAAGUUCUCCGGUGGUUCCGUCGGUACGGAACAAUGGACGGACUCAGAGGACGAGGAGGACACGCCCCAUUCCAGGACGUCACCCGACUCCCAGAAACCCCCCUUACGCAGCAGCAAGGAAGAUAAUGGCGCCCGAACAGUAGGCACAAUGGACACGAUGGAGAAGGGCUACAGGGAAAGGACUAAAGAGGCCGGUGUUCAUAGAGAUGUUAUUGCAAACGGGAAUGUGAAUCAUAAAAGAUCAGGCAACUCGAUCCAGCCACGGGUAUCACAUUCCCAAAGGAACACAGAUAGAAUUCUAACUCAAGGGGAUAGUGAUUCAAACUUGCCAUUUCGGUCGCAGCGGGGAAAUACGACUGAUUUACAAAGUGGUACUUCCAAAAAGAAGACAAUGGAAGAAAAUCUGCUGCCUGAAUCUCCCUUUCCUGAAGUGGAUGGUUUCGAAGUGGUUCCCAGGAGAAAAGGGAGCUAUGAAGAAUCUCACAAUCCAUUUUCAGAUGUGCCUUGUGAUGAUGAAGAUAAACACAUUCACAAUGAUCACCAUAAUGUUGGUUCAAGAAAUCAUAGCUUUGAUGAGAAGCACGGCCAUUCCUACUCCUUUGAGUCAGACUUGGAUAUCAGCUUGCCUUCAGAAGACCAGGAUCUGGCUGAAAUCACCAAUGAAGAUCUUGGAGUGGGACUCACAGAAAAUCACUUUUCUCAACCAGAGGGUAUUUUUGGUUUCUCUCGCAUUGAGGAGCUAGAGAUGGCUAUCGGGAACUGUAAAGAAGAAGUCAAGACAUCUCUAGAAAACUCGGAGAACAGGCGCAAGAUGGUCGCCAAACUCGUACAACUCAGACUUAAACUACUCCAGCUCCAAGAAGGGGAUGAAGAAGAGGAGAAGGAGGAGGUCAAGGUUGUUCUUGGUCAUCGUUUUUAUCGGAUGAAAGGAAAUAGUCGCAAUGACCACUGCGAGGUGUGUCUCUCGGUCAUCUGGACUCUCCUUCAGACGUGGUUCAAGUGUAGUGAAUGCAACUUUGGAUGCCAUGGCAAGUGCCUUAACCUAGUGAAACGAAAGUGUGUGAGUGCAAAGAUUUCAAGGCCUUGCUUUGAUCUCAAUAUUUGUCCAGAGAAAGGUCUCUCUGCUCAGAAGUACAGAUGUGCAGAAUGUAGAGCCCCACUUGCUUUCAAUGGAGUACCGACGGAACCUAGACUGUGUGAUUACAGCGGCCUGUACUACUGCAGCAUGUGCCAUUGGAAUGACCAGGAAGUAAUACCUGCAAGGGUCAUUCAUAACUGGGACUUUGAACCAAGAAGGGUGUGUCGCCAGUCUAAACAGCUCCUCAAACUAAUGUGCAGUAAGGCAGUUCUCAGAAUCCAGGACCUGAACCCUUUGCUCUUCAACUAUGUAGAGGAGCUCAGUCAGAUCAAGAAACUGAGAGGGGAGAUCCUGACCAUGAAGGUAUACUUCCUAUCCUGCCGAAGAGCCAUGGAGCAAAAACUACUCAAACAACUCCAGGUCAGACCGCACUUUGUAGAGAACAGUGACUCAUACUCUCUUCAAGAUCUGAUCGAUACAGAAGAAGGCAAUCUUCUCACAGAGCUAGCUACUCUACAUGGAGACUAUGCAGUACACAUACGAAUCGAUUGCCAGAUAUGUCAAGGCAAGGGUUUUAUAUGUGAGAUAUGCCAUUCCAAUGAGAUUCUGUUCCCGUUUGACAUGAUAGCUACAUUGUGUGCUACCUGCUCAGCCGUGUUUCACAGGGACUGCUUCUACAAGUGGUCAGGAGAUUGCCCUAAGUGUACCAGGCUGUCCCAACGAGCAUCUGCUGACCGGCCAGCCUCCAGCCCUGCAAGACCAAUCCAGAAAUGACCACUGUAGGAUGACCAUUGCAUGAUGACAUGUGGAGGAAAGUAUCAUUAUACUCCUGGAAAUCAGUGUUUCUCCUUUCCAAACUUGACCUUUAAUAUGGAUUUUGUUUGUUUGUUUUUUUGUUUUUUGUUUUUCUUAUCAGGCAUUUAAUAGUCAUAUUCAUGCAUAAUAAUAUUAACAAUUAAAUAUUAUGUAGUAUGUAAGAUCAAAACUAUUAAUUUUUAAAAAGACAUGCAAUGAUUGAUAACCAAGAUACAAAAAAAAAUUAUUAUUGGAAUAAAUAUGUAGUUAUCACCAAUAUAUGAAAUAUAUAGAUUUCCUAAGAUUUUAAUAUCGGCAUUCCUCUCAUCCCUUGAGAUAUACUUACCACGGUUACAUCCUUUGUUUGAUAAUCCCAUAAACUUGUCAUCUGCUCUUAAAAGCAGAAAGUCCCUUUUGCAGACUUGCAUAAACUCCAUGAAACUUGGCGAGUGUUUGAAAUAUAUCCUUCAGAAAUCAUGUGUGAAAUUUUACAGUUAAAGUUUCUGAAACUGCUUUGUAAGAAAUGAAAAUCUAUUGACAAAUAUUGGACAACUUUAGAAAGUGCAAUUCUGUUUGCAAAUACAUACUGGUAAUUCAAAUUAAAACUGAGAAUGGUGAAAGAUAUGUGAUCAAUGGAAAAUAUUUCAUCAAUGAAUAAGAAUAAAAGUA
This is a messenger RNA of Strongylocentrotus purpuratus (purple sea urchin), 3071 nucleotides long. Its product is annotated as differentially expressed in FDCP 8 homolog. Bases 465 to 2381 code for a protein of 638 amino acids. The record is from RefSeq and is a predicted model, not a curated record. NCBI's taxonomy places the organism in Eukaryota, Metazoa, Echinodermata, Echinoidea, Camarodonta, Strongylocentrotidae. The transcript has 13 exons.